Cylicocyclus nassatus is the source of this 1992-nucleotide messenger RNA. NCBI's taxonomy places the organism in Eukaryota, Metazoa, Nematoda, Chromadorea, Rhabditida, Strongylidae. The record is from the annotation of a GenBank genome assembly.
AUGGUGGACGCCGAGUGUAAGCCGCCGCCGGCUGUAGAGCCAAUGAACAAGACGCACAUGAAGUCUUUUCUUGAUCCAUAUCUAUAUGCGACGAGCGCGUUCAUGAAGAUAAUGGUAAAUCUUGCUGAUGAAAGUCAUAUUGAGAUACUCGCAAGGGCCGUGCAGAAAAAGGCCACUGCAAACGAGAUUUUCUGGAAAGUGGUAGUGGAAGACAUUCCACUUAUUCUUAUAUUCCUUUUGGGAUUUGUAAUAGCUUUUGUGCUGCUGAUUACAUGCAUCGCAGUGUUCAUAUGUAGGUGGAGAUCACCACCUUCAAAUCCCCCAGCUAAUAGCAAAAUUUGGCUGGCAGUAUUUUUUCUUACCGUAUGUGCUAUAGUGACAAUAGUCUGUCUUGUACUCAUUGGUGCAAGCGCCAGCGCUAUAAGCGAUGGUCUGGAAUAUCUGCCUGAACAACUAUCAAAAUCAACAACAGCAGUAGAAAAGUUUGUGCAAGGUCUAUCUCAAACGUUGGAAUGCAACUUCAAAAAAGAGAUCAAAAACUUGACAGAUGAGAUCUUAAUUGCUAAGCAUGAUAUUCUGAACAAAGUUGAAGCUGUACGAAAGUCACUGAAGUACUAUGAUGAAAAGAAAAAGAGCAUUGGAAAACCAAUAAAAGCACUUCAACUACAGACGCAUGACCUGAUAAUUGCCAAUGCCGAUUCCGAACCGCUCAAUGAAUUGGUGGCACUCAUGAAAGCCGUUGAAGUAUCGAACGAUACGCUUGACCGACAUGCUUUGAACCUUGGGUUGAGCGAGCUUGAGAAGAAUGUCAAUGCAUUUGCUGAUCAACGAAAAGCUAUUGAUGAAGCGUUUAGAUCAGUCAUGAACGACACAUUUAAAGGGAUAUUUCCUGCUGUUGUUGAACAUCUAAAAACAAUCUCUGCUUUGGUAGACUACACCAUAGUAAAGAAUGAAUUCAAAACGUGGAUAGGCAUCGUUGCAUUUGGCUUGAUCGCGUUACCAAUACUUUUGUUGAUCCUAAUUUUAUUUUCUCUUGUACUAGUGGUAGUGCGCCUAUUUUGGAAUUAUGCAAUAAGCAAUACACACAGUAGUAAGCGAAGUUUUAUAUCUCACAUAGGAGGAGAAAUGAUGGGCUUUACUGGAUACAUAGCGAUGGGUCUUAGUGUUAUACUCUUCAUACUCACUUCAUUAGCAUUCAUGCUAGCCUUUACUGCUAUGAUGGUGUGCAUUGGCUUCUUCGAAGAUAAAGACCUUAGAGUAUUCCGUGUGGCAGAAGGUGUUGUUAGACAAAAGCACAUGACCGUUAGCAUCGCGGAGAUUUUUUACAAAUGCAAGAAUGACUACACUUUUUUCGACGCAAUGGAUGGCUCUAGACUCAUGGCAGAAGAUGAAAUCAAAAAUAAGAUAGACAUGUUGUUGGUCAGAGAUGCUCAAAGGCUAAUCGACAGGGGCAUACUUGUAUUGGAUGGUCCAAGCAAUUACGAAGUGUUCAUGAAAAACAGUGAGAAAUUGCUCGACAAGUCAGUACUGAACAGAAAAACAGACAAAAACUUGCUUACGAAAAUAAGGAACUCUUUGAAGACUGUAAAAGUACAAGUGAAGGGGCUUGCAAAUGCUGAGAACGCUGUCAUUGCAAAAGUCAGAGACAUAACUUCCAAAAAUUUCAUUCACUAUAUUAGUGGAAUAAAUGAGAAAGUACUGGGCACAGCUCAAAAUUUGUUGGUUGAUCUCAUUGAUAUGUCUCCUCGCUGUGAUAGCAUAAUGGCGAUUUGGAACGAUAUCGGGUGGUACGUGUGUUACCUCAUUGCUCGUCCACUAUCGGGGACAUGGAUGGCGAUCGUGAUAACGGCAUUUUCCUCGGUCAUAAUCUAUCGAGCACUGUUUGAUGCUACAAGAUUUCUCAAGAGUUACAGCGAAACAUCCGAAUCGGUGUCCUAGAUGUUUAGCAUUGCCUGCAGUUCAAAAAACAAAAAGAUCAGCACGUUUUCUCAC